CAUGCGCCUGCUUACAAUCCUGCCACACUUUUUUACCCCUCCUAUUUCCUGUUCUCAUGUCUCCCUCUCACCUUCCUUUAUUCUUCCACCCAGAUUCUCCCACCCUCGAUUCUUCUCGUCUUGCCGCUAAGCCGCCAUGAGCCCAGACAUACCCACCGCUGACGGGCAGGCCCAGGACCCCUCUGCGCAGCCGCAGCCGCAGCAGGAUGGCUACGCCGCUGCCCCUUCGGAGGAGCAACAAGAGGAAGAAAGGAAGCAUCGUGAAAAGCGACCCUCGACCUCUAGUUCGAAGCAUGACGAGCCCGCUGGUGGCUACGACAGCACGCCCAUUCCUCAUGCACCGCCCGGUUACACGAUUAAGGUGACCUUCCACCGCGCAACGAACCUUCCCAUGGCGGACAUAAGCAGUCUUUCCUCCGAUCCCUUUGUCCUCUGCCAGAUCAAUACCGAUCUGAGGCCAAGGCACAAGGAGGAUCCACCACUGCGCUUCCGCACCCCAACUCGCAGGCGUACCACCGAGCCCGAAUGGAAUUCUGAGUGGAUCAUCGCCAAUGUACCGGCUUCAGGUUUCAAGCUUAAAGCGAGAGUCUACGAUGAGGACGCCCGGGACCACGACGACAGAUUAGGCAAUGUGCAUAUCCUUGUAGACCGCCUGUACGAGGGCUGGCCGGGGGUCAAAGAGGAGAGUUACAAACUCAGGAAGCGUGCCGGAAGCAAACGAGCAUAUGCGGCGCACGCCGUUUUUACCUGCGUAAAUCAGUCAAUGCACAUUAAUGGCCAGCUCGUCGUCAGUAUUGAGUUGCUGGGUAAAACCCAGGGUGAAGAGGGUGGCAGAUCCUAUACUAUUGGCCCUUGUUGGUGGACGAAACACUAUUCUCCGCUUCUUGGACGCCUUGCGAACCGUAAGGAUACUGGAGAUGAUGAGAACCCAAACCUCGAUAACAACGGGCAGAGAGUCUCGCGGUACAACUUUCAAGCAAACCAAAUGCAGCUCAGCGGUCCGGUCCCUGAAGAGCUCUAUCAUCGCUAUGUCGAAUUCAAGCCGUUCGUGAAAGGCAUGUUCACCUCCACGGGCAUUAGAGGGUUCCUGCUAUCGAAAGCACUGCACCAUCAGCACUCGCGCGUCUACAACUUCGAUAGCAGCACGGAAUACGGCCUUUUCGAACAACCGUCCGAGGACCUGACCCAGAAGUUCCUUGACCUCGUCCAUUACGACAAGGGCGGUAGGAUAUUUACCUACGUGCUGACGCUGGACGCGUUGUUCCGUUUCACGGAAACGGGCAAGGAGUUUGGCAUUGAUAUGCUAAGCAAGCACACGAUGCAUAGCGACGUCUCCAUCUACAUUGCUUUUAGUGGCGAAUUUUUCAUUCGCCGCUUGAAGCACGCCCACCGCAAGUCGCCUGAUGAGAACGGAAAUACUCGUGAAUCAACUCACAACGACACGCAUCCACCAACUAAUAUGGCUGGCGGGCCCCCGGAUGAAGAGCCACCGAAAGAUCCCGCUCACUACGAACUGGUCAUUGACAACGACAGUGGAACCUACCGUCCGAACGCUAAGCUUCUUCCUCUUCUCAAACGCUUCUUACAACAGUCGUUCCCAGGCCUCAAGAUUGCAACUCUGGAUAGCCAGGCCGACGCAGAGAAGAUGGACCGCUUGAAACAGGAGCAGCGUGACCGUAAGGCUGAGGAAGGCGACCAAAUUGUGUACACGCAGCCCAGCGACGAUGAAAGCAGCAUCAGUUCAAGCGAUGAGGAAGACUUGGACGAUGCGGUUGCUGCCCAUGAAGCCAGGACUAGAGACACCCAUGUGCUCAAUGUUCUGGGUCAUCAGGCUAAGGGCAAGCAGACUGCCAAGAUGGACCAUUUGAAGGACUUCGCGCACAGACCUGGCGCUCGUCAGGACGAAGGCGGUGAGCCAUCUCAAGCUCAUUAGGAGUUGAAAUGUUCUUCCCCAUCGGCGGCUGAUACCCGACGCGGCUCGUGUAUCGAGACUCGUGUCAGCAUUGUUUCUGCGCCUGCUUUUCUUCGUGUUUUCCGUUUUGGAACAAAUACCCAUAUUUUCUUGGUCAAAAUACUUUGAUUUGGUACUCCCUAUGUACUUCAUGCCUUAGGCAUAUACCAUAUUAAUGAAUUUUACUACCU
Molecule: messenger RNA, 2142 nt
Organism: Aplosporella prunicola CBS 121167
Lineage: Eukaryota; Fungi; Ascomycota; Dothideomycetes; Botryosphaeriales; Aplosporellaceae
Exons: 2
Coding region: 137-1933 (598 amino acids)
Biological process (GO): positive regulation of gene expression
Source: RefSeq, a predicted model, not a curated record